Molecule: messenger RNA, 5206 nt
Organism: Nanorana parkeri
Lineage: Eukaryota; Metazoa; Chordata; Amphibia; Anura; Dicroglossidae
Gene: KIF21B
Product: kinesin family member 21B
Exons: 35
Coding region: 86-4897 (1603 amino acids)
Biological process (GO): mitotic spindle organization; microtubule-based movement
Molecular function (GO): microtubule motor activity; microtubule binding; ATP binding
Source: RefSeq, a predicted model, not a curated record
CAGGAGCCGUGGACCCCCCAUUCGUGCCAGGGGACAUCCUGGGGUACACAGGGAGCACUAUCACACUGACUGGCAUCCAGGCACCAUGGGCAGUCAAGGAGACUGCAGUGUCAGGGUGGCACUGAGGAUUCGUCCUCAGAGCAGUAAAGAACAAGCAGAAGGAUGUCAUAUAUGUACCUGGGUUUAUCCUGGAGAACCCCAGGUUCUUCUGGGUAAAGACAAGGCCUUCACUUAUGAUUAUGUGUUUGAUACGGACACCGAACAAGUUAACAUCUAUGACACUUGUGUACGCGGCUUGGUGGAGGGAUGCUUCCAGGGUUACAAUGCAACCGUGUUGGCAUAUGGUCAGACAGGCGCAGGGAAAACUUACACAAUGGGUAGUGGCUUUGACCUUAUGGUGGGCGAUACUGAACUUGGCAUUAUUCCCCGUGCUGUCCAACAGCUCUUCAACACAAUCCAGGAAAGAAUAUCUACAGCUCAGGAAAAUGAACGGCCUGAACCCAGCUUCAAAGUCAGUGCACAAUUUCUGGAACUCUAUAAUGAAGAGAUUUUGGAUCUUUUUGAUGUUUGCCGCGACCCUGAGUCUCGACAUAGAAAAUCCAACAUACGGAUUCAUGAAGAUGCUAGUGGAGGCAUUUAUGUCAGUGGAGCGAGCACUCGUAGUGUCAUUUCUGAGGCUGAGCUGCUACAAUUGCUAAAGGAAGGUGCCCUCUCCCGUACCACUGCCAGCACCCAAAUGAACUCUCAGAGCUCCCGCUCUCAUGCAAUAUUCUCUGUCCAUGUACACCAAACCCGAGUUUCUGAAUCCUGCCCGGUAAGUACGAAAUUUUUGUUGUCUGUUUUUGUGGCAGAUGCACCUUCUGUGGAGUAUGAAACCCUCACUGCAAAGUUUCAUUUUGUGGACUUAGCUGGCUCUGAGCGUUUAAAGAGGACAGGAGCAACUGGAGAGAGAGCAAGGGAAGGGAUCUCUAUCAAUUGUGGCCUGCUUGCACUGGGGAAUGUAAUCAGCGCUUUGGGAGAUCAGAGUAAGAAGGUUCUUCAUGUUCCAUACAGAGAUUCAAAACUAACCCGACUUCUGCAAGAUUCAUUGGGAGGUAACAGUCAGACCAUGAUGAUAGCCUGUGUCUCUCCAUCCGAUCGCGAUUUUAUGGAAACAUUAAAUACCUUAAAGUAUGCCAACCGUGCACGUAACAUCAAGAAUCGUGUGACAGCUAAUCAGGAGCAGAGUGGUCAGCAGGUUCAGGCUCUAAGGGCAGAGCUGGCUCGGCUACGCCUAGAACUGCAGGAGUACAAAACUGGCCAUCGAGUUCCUGGGUCUGAUGCAUUAAGUGAUGUGUGUGAAGAAUUGUCUAUGCUACGAAGUGAAAAUGCAUCACUGCGCCUUCGUGUGGCUGCACUACAAGAAGCCAUCAGGGCUAUAAAUGCCCGUGUCACCCGCAUGGCUGGCCAAGAAGCUGCAAGAGUUUUACAAAGGGCUGGUGACAGUGAUGAAGAGAUACAAGCACUGAUACAGAACUACAUACAUGAGAUUGAAGAACUGAGGACUCGUUUAGUGGAGAGUGAAGCUAUGAAUGAAUCUUUGCGCCGCAAUCUAUCGAGGGCAAAUGCACGCUGCAUGAAUGGGGGACCUACUGCCCCCACUCCAUCACUGGAAGCCCAGGUGAACGAUGUUGUCCGAAGAGCAAAGGAAGAAGUGCAGAUCCUAAGAAAGAAAAUGAGCCCGGAAGUUAACAACUACAAAAAGAGAGAAAAACCCCAAUUUGAAACCAGCGAAGAAACAGAUGGAAAUGAAGGAGAAGAGGAAGAUGAACAAGAAGAAAGUGAGUGUGAAGAAGAAGAGGAGGAGAGUGAGGAAAGUGGAGAGAGCGAAGCCGGAUCUGAAUCUGAGCCCGAGGAGAAAGGGACUCUUGGAGGAGAUCUGGCAGACCUAACCUGUGAGAUUGAGAUUAAACAGCGCCUCAUUGAAGAGCUGGAACAGAGUCAGCGUCGACUGCAGACGCUGAAACUUCAGUAUGAGGAAAAGCUUCAACAGCUACACAACCGCAUUCGUGACACCCAGCUGGAGAGGGACCGCGUGUUACGAGAGCUCAGCACUAUGGAAUGUUAUACAGAAGAGAAAGCUAAUAAGAUCCGUGCCGAUUAUGAGAAACGAUUGCGGGAGAUGAACAGGGACCUGCAGAAACUGCAGCUAGCUCAGAGAGAACAUGCACGACUCCUCAAGAACCAAUCGCGCUAUGAGCGCGAGUUACGUAAGCUACAGGGAGAGCUCAAUGAUAUGAAGAAAGCCAAGGCGGUACUAGUAAAGCAGAUGCGUGAGGAGCAGCAGCGAAGAAAACUUGUGGAGUCGAAGAGGAACCGGGAGAUUGCACAGCUUAAAAAGGAGCAACGUAGGCAAGAGCUUCAGAUUAGAGCACUGGAGUCACAGAAAAGGCAGCAGGGAAUAGUGUUAAGACGUAAGACUCAGGAGGUAUCUGCCCUUCGUCGUCUUUCUAGACCAGGCCAGGAUCGAUCCUCCAGUCGAAUGUCCUCCUUUCCAGAUUCUGGAGCUGAACUGUCCACAAGCACAACAUCAUCUGAGCCAGACAUGUUGUCGCGCUCUGUGUCCAGCAUUGUGCGCCAGUGGAACCGCAAAACUGUGGUGGAAACGGUGCCUGCAGCGAAUGGGAGCAGGCCUGUGAGGAGAAAAGUUGGACGCCCAGGCCUUCCACUUAGUAAAACUGCCCGCAUGAAGUGGCAGACUUUGGAAAGAAGGGUUCAUGAAGUUGUUUUACAAAGAUUGACUCUCCUCAACCUAGAGAAUGACAUGGAAAGGCUCCUGAGAAAACGUGAGGAGCUAUCACUUCUUCAGGAGGCCUUGCUGAGUCGUACAACCAUUCCCCCAGAGGCAGGUAAUGGAGAGGAUCGAGCACAGCAGGAUGUAGCAGAGGAACUGGAAGCCUUAGCAGCAAAUAUAGACUAUAUUAAUGACAGCAUUAGGGAAUGCCAAGCCACCAUUGUACAGAUGGAAGAAACCAAGGAGGACCUAGACUCAACAGAUACUUCAGUGGUCAUCAGCUCUUGUUCACUGACGGAAGCACGUCACCUGCUUGACAAUUUUUUACGUGCAUCUAUAGAUAAGGGCUUACAAGUGGCCCAAAAGGAAGCUCAGAUCAGGAUCCUGGAAGCACGGCUUAGACAGAGUGAUAUGGCUGGGUUCACACACAGUCAAAUGCUGCUGGAAAGAUCAGAGUGCCAAUCCACGCUGAAUGCUAAUUGUGUGAAUAUAAUUCUAUACAAUGAUUGUGUUACAGAGAAUGGUUAUGCCAGCACAGAUGAGGAGGUGUCAGAAAUUAGCCAAAUGUCUGAUGGAAGUGCCUCACUUUCCUUCUCAAUGAAAGGAUCAAAUAGCCAUGAUGAUUUUAAAUGGAAGGGAGAACCUCGCCUUUCAUGGCAAUUGAAGGCGGUCUCUGCAGAAUCCCUCAGCCCUUUGCUUGACGCCUCAACCAAAAAUAUCACCAAGUCUUUGGCAUCUUUGACUGAUAUUCUAGAAGAUGUUGGGGGGUUUUCACCCAGAUCGCUGCGGGGCAGAGGCUCACACAGUUUUACGCUGCCACUGCGGGGAAACACAUUUCCUAGGCAAUCCCGAGGCCCCAACACAUCUCCUUUAACACGCAGAAAAUCUUAUGACAGAGGACAGCCCAGGUGCCCAGAUUUUACACCUCCACCUUCACCACCGAUGCGCCCUCGUAAUGACAAAAAUGUGUUUUCCCGCUUGACAAGUAAUCAAAGCUUAGGGACAGGAUUGGAUAAGUCUGAUGAGAGUGACUGCUCUUUCACAGAUGUCUCCAGGGGUGUAAUCAGUCCUGUUGGAGGGUUAAAAGGUGCCAGAACAGCUCCUCUACAAUGUGUUGCUAUAGCAGAUGGCCAUACAAAGCCCGUCCUUUGUGUAGAUGCUACAGAAGAGCUUCUGUUCACAGGAUCAAAAGACCGCACUUGCAAGCUAUGGAACUUGGUCACCGGUCAAGAAAUUGGUUCCCUCCGUGGUCAUCCGCACAACGUGGUAUCUUUGAAGCACUGUCCCAACUCUGGACUUGUACUUACUGCAUCAGCUUCUUGUGUCCGGGUCUGGGAUAUUCGAGACUCAGCACGAUGUGUGCGGACGCUUAUGUCAUCAGGUCAAGUGGUGUCGGGAGACGCAUGCUCAAGUCUGGGCCUGCGUUCUGUUAGCAGUCAGGGGGAACUACAGAUUAACCAGAUUGCUCUAAAUUCUGAUGGAACCACUUUGUAUGUAGCAGCCGGGAAUGCAGUGAGAGCUUGGGAGCUGAACAGGUUUCAGCUCAUUGGGAAAUUAACGGGUCACAUGGCUCCAGUCAUGUGUUUGACAGUCAGCAACACACCGAAUGGGCGAGACCUAGUAAUCACCGGAUCCAAAGAUCAUUAUGUGAAGGUUACUCCUUUUAACCCUGCACAUAAAGGCAGUAUCCCCCCUACCUAUAACUUGGAGCCUCCACAUUAUGAUGGCAUUGAGUGCUUGGCUGUACAGGAUAAUAUCUUGUGCAGUGGUUCUCGAGACAAUGGCAUCAAGAAGUGGGACCUACAGAGGCAUGAGCUCAUACAGCAAGUCCCAAAUGCACACAGAGAUUGGGUCUGUGCUUUGGGCUUUGUGCCAGGACGUCCUAUGAUGCUCAGUGGCUGUCGCAGCGGUACUCUAAAAGUCUGGAACAUGGAAAAUUUCUCACCUAUUGGAGAAAUUAAAGGCCAUGAGAGUCCCAUCAACGCUAUGUGUGCCAACAGUCAUCACGUCUUUACCGCAUCCAGUGACUGCCGGGUCAAGCUUUGGGUCUAUGUUCCUGGUCUUACUCCAUGUCUCCCAAGACGUGUUCUGGCAAUCAAGGGCCGAGCCACUAGCCUUCCGUAACCUGUCCAUCUCUCACCUUCCUAUCUUUCCUCUUAUGCCCCUUUUAAUACCAGCGUCCCUCCACUCUGUUCAUUUAAGGUACGGGACACUCAUCUCCUUAAAAAGUGUUGUGACAAUUCAGACAGCUUGGUCUGUCUACAAUACCUCUGCUAUCUGUUACCAGAUUUAAGAAAGAAAAAUAAAAUUCAGCAAGUUCUCAUGACCUCUGACCUUACAGUGAUCUCCUGGUGAAGAUAUGGAGUGGGAGAAGACGUUUUGCCUGGACUAGGUGACCCUUAUGACCUCUGAAGCUAAACGGGGUAAAAGCAG